AUGAAGCUCCAGCCAUGGUCAAUCCGAGUCUGGACGCGACUCCCGCGUUCAUACCUCCGCAAUAAACCCCGAUCAAGUGUCCGAAAUUUCUCCGCUUCUUCACACCCUCAAUACCGGCCUCUCGGCAUUCUCGAAAAUGCCACCCUGAACACCUUCCGGCAACGAUGCUUCCUUUCCGAACAGCCGGCAAUUCUCCCACGUUCUACUUUCAGAGACCUGCCCGCCCUAAAUCAAUGGUUCAAACGCGCGAGGCCCGAGUCAAUACCUGGCGCCUCAAACCCCGUCGCAAGCCUGAACGUGGAGUAUCUCCACAAACACGGCGCCGACGCGUUCGUCCCACUUGAGCUCACGGAAUCCACAUCAAUAGAUGCUACAUCCGAAUCCGAAGGCGGGGCAACAGAAGUACAUAGCUUCCGGCAAUUCCACGCGCCACUCGCCCUGUUCCUCGACUGGAUGCGCACGGCCGAGACCACUCCCCAAUCAGCGCGGCUCUACCUAGCACAAUGCCAGCUCCUGGACCUCCCUCCGGUGCUCCGGGAAGAUUUCCCGACGCCGGAGCUUGUAGCGCGGGCGGGUAAGGGCGAUAUAUACGAUACGAACGUGUGGAUUGGACACCCGCCUACUUAUACGCCGCUCCACCGCGACCCGAACCCGAACUUGUUUGUCCAGAUGGCCGGGGAGAAGGUUGUGCGGCUGCUUGCGCCGGCGGACGGGCAGGCUGUGUUUGGGGCUGUGAGGAGGCAGCUGGGGAAGAGUGGGAGUCGGGAGGCAGCGGCUUUCCGGGGCGAGGAGAUGAUGCAGGGGAGGGAGAGGGCGUUGUUAGAUGAUAUGGUUUGGGGAACUCUGGUGUCUGCUGGUUCGGACGCUGGGGUUGGCUUUGAAGCGUGUCUUGGGGCUGGUGAUGGGUUGUUCAUUCCCAAGGGUUGGUGGCAUAGUAUCAAGGGUGUAGGUGGAGGUGUUACGGCUUCGGUCAACUGGUGGUUUCGAUAG
This is a messenger RNA of Penicillium vulpinum, 990 nucleotides long. Its product is annotated as putative JmjC domain protein. Bases 1 to 990 code for a protein of 329 amino acids. The record is from RefSeq and is a predicted model, not a curated record. Gene Ontology annotation, molecular function: 2-oxoglutarate-dependent dioxygenase activity. The transcript has 2 exons. Lineage: Eukaryota; Fungi; Ascomycota; Eurotiomycetes; Eurotiales; Aspergillaceae.